Messenger RNA from Fukomys damarensis (Damara mole-rat), 3819 nucleotides. RefSeq names its product NKD inhibitor of WNT signaling pathway 2 (gene Nkd2). Gene Ontology annotation, cellular component: cytoplasm. Lineage: Eukaryota; Metazoa; Chordata; Mammalia; Rodentia; Bathyergidae. The transcript is spliced from 8 exons. The annotation marks the transcript as partial. Gene Ontology annotation, biological process: negative regulation of Wnt signaling pathway. The record is from RefSeq and is a predicted model, not a curated record. Gene Ontology annotation, molecular function: calcium ion binding.
CCACUGCCGCUCUGCACCCUGUGUGACCACAUCUGUGUCCUUUUGGGAAGGAAGUUCUGCCAUUGUGGAUGGAAAGCCCACACUGCAGCCCCAUCUAGCCCAGGCUCCAGGUGCUCAGAGGUGAACUCAGUGGAGGAUCUGUGCUUCCUGGAGUCUGAUGCCGCUUCUGUGGAGGAGCUGCCCAGUGAGGACCCCAAAGAGGGGGCUUUCCGGGAGGACCAGGAACCCCUCGAUGUGGCUCUGCCCCCUGAGAAAGCUGAGAGCCACGAGAGUCCAGGACAGCUCCUUGGUGUGGACAACAGCGAAUGGGCGGCAGCCCGAGAUGGCCCGCGAGGAGGGGGCAGGAGGCGCCUGAACAUUGACGCCCUGCAGUGUGAUGUCUCGGUAGAGGAGGACAACCGUCAGGAAUGGACGUUCACACUCUACGACUUCGACAACAGUGGGAAGGUCACCAGGGAGGACAUGUCCAGCCUGAUGCACACCAUCUAUGAGGUGGUCGGCGCCUCCAUGAACCACUCUUCUGGCAGCAGCAAGACCCUCCGUGUAAAGCUGACUGUCAGCCCUGAGUCUGUGGGCACAAGGAAGGAGUGUCCUCCUGCCAGCCAGGACCGGGCGCCCACUCGCAGCAGGACAGAGAGUGAGCUGGCUGAGGACCCCCGGGGGGCUGACAAGAGGCUGUCUGCCCACAUCAGGAGGCCUAGUGGUGACCCACGCCCCUGCCCCGAACGGGGUCCCUACUGUGUGGACGAGAACACGGAGCGCAGGAACCACUACCUGGACCUCGCUGGAAUUGAAAACUACACCUCCAAGUUUGGUCCUGGGUUACCACCAGAGCAAGCACGGCAGGAGCACCCCAGCAGGGCUGCACACCCCCAGAGCCGUUCCCGCUCCCAGGAGCCUGACUCCCAUGCUCUGCACCACCGCCGCUCCCAGGUACUGGCUGAUCACACUGCGCUGGCCACUGAGCCUGCUGCCCGAGGCCUGGACUUGCAGACCCGGCUGAAGGGGCCAGAGAAGCCAUUCCUCAGGUCCCCCAAAGGUCUCGGGAAGCUGCCUGGGGCAGUGGGCAGUGGGAAGCCUGGCAGAGCCCCUGGCUACCACCUGCCAGCCGCCAUACCAUCGCAGGCUACCCUGGAUGGUGGCCACCACCUGCCUCAGCCUCCACUGCCACCCCCACCACAGCCCCACAGCCACAGGCGGCCACGGCAGAAGGGCAGGGAGAGUCACUCGCCACUCAAGGUUGUGCACAGCCAGCCUGCCGUGAUGGAGCAUGAGGUGGUGCGGGACCUGCCACACACGCUGGGUGCUGAGGGCCACACAGUGCCUGUGGUCCAGCGGCACGAACACCACCACCACCACGAGCACCACCAUCACCACCACCAUCACCACUUCCACCCGUCCUAGCACCCAGCUCACCUGGCACGAGGCACCACGUGCCAGGCCACACACUCCGGGGCGGGCGUGGAACAGGAGCCUCGUGCCUGUGAGAGCUUGGUGUCCCCAACUUGACACCUGGCUCAGAGCCUCGGAGGCAGAGCGGGGACGUGACAGCGAGGCCUUUCUUGGCCGCAUCCUCCUCGAUGCUGCACAGGCAGGAGCACGUGGUGCUGACAGUGCCCAGCGGGAAGCUGUGUCCUGCAGACACCACAAGAGUGGAAACCCACUGUGCUGUUCGAUCACAGCGUCCAGAGUGUGGUGGGGAACCUGCUCUCACUUCCCAGGCUGUGGACUUCUGGUGUAGCUGCGAGCACACUCGUUCCAUGUGAAGUUGGGGCCAGGGCAGCUCCACGUGUGCCGUGCGUCCUAGGUCCACGUGUGCGUGGCUCCAAGCACAAAUGCAGCAUCAGAACAGCAUCUGUGGAAUUGGCUGGCAGGUGGGGAGCCGUGGGUCCAGUUGCUGCACAGGGCAGGGACAGUGUGCAGGGUGUGGUCAGUCGACGGAACUGGCAAGGGCGGUGCUCAUGCGUGGCUCAUCCAGGCAAGGGGGCCAGACUCAGGUCGCUCUUGUGGAGGCAGGACCUUCCCAGGCGUCCCCUUCCAUGACAGCCAGCAGCACGGGCCCGUGAUGGUUUGCUUUUAAACAUGAAACAAUAAGCAGACUGACAGCCAGGUGGGCACUGAGGUGUCCCUGCAAGCGCAGUACAGACCCUGCACUUGGUAACCUGUCUCGCUGUCCGAACAGGCUUUCCCGAGCACAUACGCACACCCCACCUUGUGGCCGCGGGUCACAUACAUGGCACCCAGGGUGUGAGCUGUGAGGCGCAUGCCUGCUGUGGGUAAAACCCAGGGACACUGCCAUGGCACAGGCGAGGGCUUUUUCACUGUGUUGCUCUAAUAAACCUGCCGUGUAAGCCCAAACAGCUGUGACCGCAGCCACUGGGCACCAUCCUGGGCUGUGAGGAGCGGGUCCUGGCAGCAGCUGAGGGAGGCACAGGGAGGGAGCCAAACAGUCUGUCAGGAACACAAGCAGCCUUGCCGAGUGUAUGAGGCUCAGCACUCAGGGCUCCUGCACCCCUGGCCUCUCCUAUGAGCCCGUUCUGUUCGGGAGAGCUGGGAUCCUGCUGGACCUGACUGUACCCCGCACGUGGUGGGCUCCAGGCCCCUCAGGGUGAGUCCUGGUGUGGGAGCCCACCCCACAACAGCCUCAGCCUUCUCCCACCCAGCUGUCCUCCAGUGAUGUCACAGGGCCACUCCCCCAGCACCCUCCAGGGCCCAGCGGAGCAGCUGAUGGGGGCUCAGGCUGAGCUCUGCCUGCCCUGGGUGCAGUCCCUGGUUUAGGACAGGCUGAGUAGCAGUGGGGACUGACCAGCCCCGGGACUGUGCCUGCGACAGCCGCCGCACCUUGAGGGUGGCAGUAAAGAGAGAGCUUAAUGCACUGUGCAUGAGCCAGCGUGGACAUGGACCUGCCGUGUCCCCAUCUGUGGGCCAAACACCGAGUAUCAUGGGUGCUGGCCUGGCCUACCUGGGAGUCCGAGGCCCUUGGGUCAGGAAGGCAACCCUGCCAGGCACUGCAGCCUCUCCAGGCAGGACAGCAGCGGUCACAGCUGCAGACCAAGUGCUUUCUGUGAGAGAAGUGAAGGCUUGAGGGCCUGAGUAUACAUAUGGGCCGUCUGCUGGCGGCCUCCUAGGACAGCCCGGAGGUACACUCCCAAGUCACUGCUCCCCACGCUGUCCCUUUCUUCAGGGCUUCCUCCUACCCUCCUAGCCCCCUCUGCCACUCGCUUGAGGAACGUUCCCCCACCUGGCUAGGUGGCACCAAGCAGCCAAGCUCAGAGCUCCGUGGUGCUCGCACGUCUGGGGACACAGCCAGCAGGGGCACAGGUGGGGGCACCACUGACAUCCCAGUGCCCACCCACCCUUCUCUCUGCCCCUGGUGACCAGCAGCCUGCUGGGCCCCGGCCUUGGGCCUGCCACAUGCCCGCAGCCCCACCCACAGCCCUGUGACAUCCUGCCUUCCAGGACUGGACACUGGCUGAGGACAUGAACAGUGCUGUGGCAAAGGGUGGGACAAGCAUCGUGACGGCAGCUUGGGGAGCCACACCGUCUCCGUGUGCUGCUCUGGGAACCGUGGCAAAGGCGAGCGAGCUGUCCUGUUGAAGUCCUGGUGCUCCUGCUGCUACAGCACAGGGUGAUGCCUGGGGGCAGAACUGCCCGGUGUGGGGAGGCCUCGGGUUCCGUCCCCAGCACCCUGGUGAAGACAGGAGGCGGUGCAGGGUGGGCCACUUGUCACUCGGCAGAACUCUGUGCUGCUCUACACCGACAGACCCUGCGGUCAUCUGCAAUGGGGAGACGCUUCAGCCACUAGGACUUCACAGAACU